This is a messenger RNA of Exophiala mesophila, 2073 nucleotides long. RefSeq lists its product as uncharacterized. Gene Ontology annotation, biological process: protein farnesylation. Gene Ontology annotation, molecular function: protein farnesyltransferase activity. Bases 183 to 1553 code for a protein of 456 amino acids. The transcript is spliced from 3 exons. Lineage: Eukaryota; Fungi; Ascomycota; Eurotiomycetes; Chaetothyriales; Herpotrichiellaceae. Gene Ontology annotation, cellular component: protein farnesyltransferase complex. The record is from RefSeq and is a predicted model, not a curated record.
AUUUGACCAAUGAAGCCUAUAUUCAGAGACAUACCGAUACAUGGAAUUUGAGCACAAUAGCAAGCGACAAGACGUGACAUUCCACAAUCUCGUCCAUGCUCCCCUUCCAUCCGCCUAUUGAGACCAAAUAAAGACAAGGCUCUGGGAAGCCAAGUGGUGUCACAAGUCUGAUUGCGGCCAUAAUGUCGUUCCAUGAUCCGAAAUCGUCAAUACCAUUGUACUUCCGAGAGCCGCCAAUUUUGGUCGACUCGUUGGAAACCACCACGUCUAAGCUGCAGGAUGAGACAGUGGGCGAAUGCCUACCUUUCCUCGAGGCAGCGGAAACCUCUGAUGAUCCUACGGAAUUCAACACAUUUGGUCUAUUAUCUUUGCAUCGAGAGGACCAUGUCCAGUUCUUGCAUGAGAACUUGGCCCAAUUCCCAGCAAAUUUUGUUGGCCUUGAUGCCAGCCGCCCUUGGAUGGUCUACUGGGCUUUGGCAGCUCUUUAUAUGCUUGGGGAAGACAUUACUCCGUUGCGAUCAAGAGUGGUCAAGACAUUUUACCCCGGUCAAAACAAGAGUGGAGGGUUCGGAGGCGGCCAUGGCCAUUCAUCCCAUCUCGCUGGCGCAUAUGCCACCAUACUCAGCCUUGCCAUCGUCGGAGGUGAAGAAGCCUAUAACCUUGUGGAUCGCGAGGCUAUGUGGCGGUGGCUUGGCCGACUCAAACAACCCGACGGCGGGUUUCGAAUCAGUGAAGGUGGUGAAGAAGAUACUCGUGGCGCCUAUUGUGCGUUGGUGAUCAUAUCCCUCCUGAGUUUGCCCAUCUCGCUUCCUCUCGAGUCGCCCGCGCGAUCGGCUGGUCUGGAGACGUUCUCUGAUGGUCUGGGGGAAUACAUCUCCAGAUGUCAGACUUACGAAGGAGGGAUUGGAGGCUCGCCAGGAAACGAGGCCCAUGGGGCAUACGCCUUUUGCGCCAUUGCAUGCCUCUGUCUUCUGGACGCUCCACACAAAUCACUCAACAAAUAUCUCGAUCUGGAUGCUCUGGUCUGGUGGCUGUCGGCUCGACAAUACGCACCUGAAGGGGGCCUCGCAGGGCGAACAAACAAAGUCGUGGACGGGUGCUACAGUCAUUGGCUGGGAGGCUGUUGGCCGCUGGUACAAGCCGCAAUCCAAGGCCCUCGAGGACCCAAGGACUACAGCAGUCCCCUAGCUCACAACUUGUACAGCAGCGAAGGUCUGGCGAGAUACAUCUUGUGCUGCUGUCAGGAGGGAGGUGGUGGCUUACGGGAUAAGCCUUCCAAAAGCCCAGAUUCUUAUCACACUUGCUACACACUCGCAGGCCUCAGCGUGGUAGAGCAUCAUCACAGCUACUCUGUAGCUGACGAGACGAAGCCGUUCGAAUCCGCCUGGUCUUGGGCUUCCCAAAAGGCCCAGGUUCCCAGCGAAGCUAAUCCGACGCAGACGUUUGAUACCGGUGCCCAUCUCCGGCCUCUCCAUCCCGUCUACGUGAUCCCACAUCAAGCUGUCUAUGACAUGAGAGAUUGGAGCUCUCGGAACCCUGUCGAUUUGGCUUAGUCUCUUGGUCCAAUAUAUGGGGAUAGCGGCUCAGCAGUGGGAUGCAGCAAAAGACGUGCAGGGGGUAAUCGACUGAAGUGCCGUCUCUGUUACAAAACAUGCACGUGUAUGACCAGCCAGACGUUAUAUGCUGCACCCAUUCUAUUUGGUCACUUUCCACGUCUGGAAGAGAGAUGAGGCAGAAAGAACAAAGCUUCACGGGUUAUACGACUCGCAGUGGUCGCGUUGCUGAGUAGAUGAGAACUAUAUCAACAAAUGAGCGACUCUUGUUCUACCAAGAAACGGAAACUCGUCCCCAAUCGCCAGAAAUGGUAUCAAGUCGGCACAGCAUCGUCGGAGCUUGACGUGGGGAAAUUUCAGAUUGUUCUCGCCGCAGGUCUAUCUUUGGUACACAUGGUCAUUCAUGCUAGUAUGAUUAUGGUGCUCACAGGCCAUUUGCCUACACAGUACAUUGGGCUGGUCUUGUUUCUCAUCUUAUUGAAGAUCCGUAACGAAAAUUCGAAAGCCCUUCUCCUGCUUG